Molecule: messenger RNA, 457 nt
Organism: Microbotryum saponariae
Lineage: Eukaryota; Fungi; Basidiomycota; Microbotryomycetes; Microbotryales; Microbotryaceae
Source: the annotation of a GenBank genome assembly
AUGUCCGUCCACUUGUCGGUCGGCGUUGCGGACACGGCGGUCUGCAGGACGGACAUGUCCGUCCCUUGAUUUUAGGUCCAUAAUAUCAGAUAAAACUGAUGCUGUUGAACAAUUAUAUGAGUGGAAUUAAUUUGAAUCUGCAAGAAGAAUAUGAUAGCAUGUGUAUUUUAGUACUUAUGAUGAUUCGAAAUUGUCAUGUCUGUACCGCAGAUCUCGUGUCUGUACUGCAACCCCACUGCAUGUAUAGGCUUGACUUCACGUUCGCGCGUGCCAACGCUCCUUUCCCUCUCCCCACUCACUUCUCACUCGCACCACUCGAGUCGGACUCGGCAUUGAUCGCACCAUGCCACAACUCGACGUCACAUGCUUUCACAUCGCUCGCAUGCGCCAUUCAAUCAGCAAGAUGCAACUCGAUUUCUCUCAACUACAGCUCGACGUGUCACCUCAAGCCGACUGA